Molecule: messenger RNA, 2280 nt
Organism: Chara braunii
Lineage: Eukaryota; Viridiplantae; Streptophyta; Charophyceae; Charales; Characeae
Source: the annotation of a GenBank genome assembly
GUCGCCCUCUGUUAGCUAGAUCGCUUCGAUCUUCGUUAUCGACCUACGAAUCAUAAAACCCUGUCACGUGUCGAGCUCCGAUACCAACCUCACGCCCGACACGACAUCCUCAUCGAAGUGGGAUGUGGGCCUGGAAGUGUGAAAAAGGGGUGUACCAAAGAUUUUUGGGAAAGUGGGGGUGGAGUCCCAGGUCAGAACUGAGAUCUCCUAUGACAGGGUUUCAGGGGCAUAGGGUUGCCCUGGACGAGGACAACGACGAGGACAAGGAAGGAGGAAGUGCCGGCCCGCAUGACGACGGCGGUAAUGAAGCAGAUGUGGAAGUUGGAGAUGACAACAUGCAGGACCAGGGCGCGCUUGCUGAUGAGGACGCCGACACGCCAAUGCAUGGUCAUGACAUCUCCCCCGCCGACGCUGUGGGAGCCGCACAUGGUCAGCCCUCGACGUCCCGUGGGAUUUCGCUAUCGCAAAGCAGGAGUAAGGGUGGGCACGACUCACAUGCAAUGCAAGGACCGAAGGUGAAGAAAAGGACAAGGGAGACUUGUCCGUCUGCUUCUACUCACAAGAGGCAAGCCAGGACUGACACUGGUAAUGAGGCUCGUGGAGCUUUGACAGCGUCCCAGGAGGCGCGGCCUCCUCGGAAAAACAGCCAAGGGGGGCGAUCUGGGGGUCAAGGCGGUGGCCGUGGGGGUGGUGGCCGUGGCGGGGUGCGGAAAGACUCCCAGAGGGUGAGACCACAAGAGCUGCGAGACUCGGGGGAUGAGGGCGAGGGAGUGGAUCCUCGCAUGCCCAAAGAUGCUGAUGAGCCGGUUCAGCGCGUCGCGCCCAUCGACACUACGUGUUGUUUCUUCCUCAAGUACGACAACCAAGGCUUUGCUACGCAAGACGUCUAUGCUCUUCGCGUGGACGUCAUGAGAAUCAAACGCAUUCCCUGCGGAAGGAUUCUUUUCAACCACCGCUCGUUGUCUGAAAACAUUGUGCGAGGCGUCGAGAAUGCCAUCGAAAGCUCCAUCAACACGGACUCGGGGGCGUGGGAUAGGCCCGAGCUCGUGCUUGCGCCAGUUCACCGCAAUGACAUUGUCGGCGGCCAGGGAAGACGGAUCACGGCCGACCGAAUUCUUGGAAAGGGACCCGACAGAGUUCGACUGGUACGCUGCUCCACCGUAUCGUGGAAGGAUCUUUGUCCUUCCUACUUCAAAAAUUUUGGGGAUUUGACAUGUCGUGAGAGGGAAGUUGCGUUGCUCCUGCUCAUGAAGGGGAAGGUGGUCGCAACGAACGUCAAGGUCUUUUCUCCAAGAGUGAACACAGAGUGCCUCCUCGACAUCAUGCGAAAGGAGCGGUACAUGGUGAGUAUGUUCAAUUAUAUUCUGUUCCGCGCGGAGGGAAGGGCGGACGACGAAUGGAACGACGCGUUCUUCAUGUCGUACAAGGACCUUGAAGACAGGUAUGGGCCAAACGGUCUGUGCGCUGCUAAAUGGGAGAAGGAACGGGACAAGUUACAUGUCAAUAAGGUGAAGAUGGUCCCUCGACGACUUAGAGGAGUGGAGGAGGCAAGGCAAGGCCGCCCGAACGACAUCACACGAUACGACAAUAUGGCUAUGAUGAGUCGAGAUAUGAUGGCCAUUGUCCUGCACGCCGAGGGAGGGGAUCUAAAAAAAGUGACUGUCAAACCCCUACUCCACAACGACCUCACAACUGUGCACGUUGUGGAGGAGAAGUUCGGGAAGUGUCAAGGAAAACACGGUGGGAUAGAGGGCGAUGAUAGUGCGGUGUAUUCCAUCUGGGAGCGAGAGCCUGGAAAGUUGCGUUCGUUGUGCGGGUUAUUUGUCGGAGAGGCGGAAGGUAUGCUUUUAUUGGGUAGAGCGCACGCAGGUCUUGUGCGGGAGUUGUUACUGACAUGUAAUAAUGUCAUUGCCUGCGACGAGUCGGCCAAGGACAUUGCAUAUCUGACAAAGUUUGUCGAUAUACUUGUGAAGGAUGAGAGAUUCGUUUGUCAUGUCGAGAAGCCACGUUGCAAACAUCGUAGCAACAGGGACAUGUUCCGCAAGUUGGGACGCAAGAGACUGAAGGUGUGGGAAUACCUGUUCCGCGAUGCGCCGCAAGGACGGCUUGACGGGAAUUACAUCUACAGGAAAGCAAAGGUGACAGGGACCCUGAAACAUUAUCACGGUGCUCUUACUAGCGCUUUGAGACUUUUGUUGCUCGAUGCGAGAUCCUGAAGUUCGAUCUUCAUAAAGACCGGCUGACGUCCAAGGACUACGCUAACCUCGCAAAAUCGGGUGA